Boleophthalmus pectinirostris (great blue-spotted mudskipper) is the source of this 997-nucleotide messenger RNA. It is a transcript of the gene dgcr6, whose product is annotated as DiGeorge syndrome critical region gene 6. The transcript has 5 exons. The coding region runs from base 253 to 840 and encodes 195 amino acids. NCBI's taxonomy places the organism in Eukaryota, Metazoa, Chordata, Actinopteri, Gobiiformes, Gobiidae. The record is from RefSeq and is a predicted model, not a curated record.
AAAGGGUCCUCGUGGUUUUAAAGCAAGCCAGAAAAGGCUUCCUGCAGUUUCUCUUCUAGUCGCACACAUUUGAUUUCAAGGCAGUUAUAUGUAUUUAAUGUAAGCACCUUUUGUUAUCGAAUAAUUACACUGACGGUUUUUUUUUGUUCCUGAAUUACACAAUUUGUCCACAAUUAGCUGGUCUAGCUGAUAGCAACUAGGUACAGAUCUGAUCCAUGAUGUAAACAAAUGAUCUACAAUUAGCAACCAAAUAUGAUGGACGCUUAUCCUGGAGUAUCUGGCAGUGAUACUACAAAACAGCAAGAGAGGCACUAUUACCUCCUGUCUGAACUGCAAACGUUAGUCAAAGAUCUACCCAGUUCCUUCCAACAGCGUUUGUCCUACAACACCCUCAGUGACCUGGCCUUGGCUCUGAUCGAUGGGACUGUGUAUGAAAUAGUGCAGGGACUCUUGGAUAUUCAACAUUUGACAGAGAAAAAUCUCUACAACCAAAGGCAGAAGCUACACUGUGAACACCAAGCACUUAAACAAGAGCUUGUAAGGAAGCACAAAGAUGCUCUGCAGACAUGCAAGUCACACAACCUGGCUCUUCUAAAGUCUAACCAGCAAGCAGAGCUAGAGGCUUUGGAAGUUCGUGUUCGAGAAGAACAAAGGAUGAUGGAUAAAAAGAUUGUAGCAGAAAUGGAUCAAAAAGUAGUAGACCAACAAAACACUCUUGAGAAGGCUGGAGUGCCUGGGUUUUAUGUCACUGUUAAUCCUCAGGAGCUGACAAUGCAGAUGAAUCUUCUUGAGCUUAUCCUGAAACUUCAACAAAAGGAGUCUCAAUCAGGAAUAAUUUGAGUCCAUCAUAAAUGUGGCAAUUUGGCAAAACUCUGUCCAAAGUUUUGAUUGACAUUAGUGACCUAUAAAGAAUUUGACAGGUGGUGGUACGUGGUGCAUAUGCAUACAGGGCAUCUAGAAAGAAAUGAUAAAAUUAAACGUAACUUUCACAAGUUAA